AUGACAACUACUGAUUAUUUCUUAUAUCUUUCUCAACAUUGUCCUUCAUUACCAGUUCAAUGGAUAUUAGAAAUGUUUCAUAAUCAUUUAGAAAACGAACGAUUAUCAUCGUCUCAAUUUUCAGUUAACAUAGAUCCGUCCAUAGUUGGCAUUGUUAAACAAAAGCUUCUCGGUUGUAUAGAAUUAAAACAAAAUCAUAUUUUAGCUGGAAAAUGUUUAUCAAAGUGUUCCUUAUUUUUAACAAAUCGCAAACAAGAAAAUGCCGAAAAAGACCCAUAUGAACAAGUUCCAUUAUGGAUUAUUGAUGAUUUAAUUAUGUUAUAUUUAAUUGAUAAAGAACAAUCUAUUGUUGAAUGUACUCGUUAUACCUUAAAAAGUAUUUUAAAUCAUUCAAUUGGACAAGAAAUUUAUCAAAAACAUAUAAAAAAUGAUUUAACACAAAUAUAUUCGAAACCAUUUUUAUCUCAGAUAAAUUUUUCAUCAAAAAUUCAAAGAAACUUUAAUUCAUCAUCGAAUCCAUGGUUAAUAACUUCAUUUGAUACAUGGCUUAUUUCAUUAAUUAAUUAUUUAUUAAAACAAAUUGAACAUUAUUACAUAGAAGAAAAAGAAAUUGGACAUCCAUAUGCAUGUAUAUUUAUUCAAUUGAAACAAUUAACACAAUUAAAAAUUGAAUUAGCAAAAAAACUAUUCCCACAUUUAAUCUAUUGUUUAUUAUUAUUGCCAACGAAUGUAAAUAUUCGUCAGUUAUUAACAAAUAAUUUUACUUUUCUUCUUGAACAACUAAAUAAUAAUGCAUUUGACAAUGAUUGUACUCAUAUUCAAAUAGCAAAAAUCUUUUUUCGCACUAUUAAUUACCUGCGACAAUGUCCUAUUGAAAAUUUAAAUAAAAGAAAUCCUGGGAAAAAUUUAUUUCUUAAUUUUGAAAAUCAUUUUUGGUUAGAUUUUGAUUAUUUUCAAUUAGCUAAAUGUGCAUCCAAAUAUCAAUGUUAUCAGUCAGCUAUUAUUUACACUGAUAUUUGGACAACGAAACAAAGAUCGAUUCUUCCAGCUAAUGAUUAUUUAACACAUUUAUAUUAUUCUGAUAUUGAUCUAUUAUCUUCAUCAGAUUUAAUAGAUUUAUUUGUUCGCAUUCAUUCAAAUCUGAAUCAAUCUGAUGAAUUCUAUGGUCUCGAUAAAUGUUUUCAAAAUCGUCCAAGUCUAUAUGGAGAAUUUAAUCAAUUGAAUAAUAAUUAUUAUGAUUCAUUAUUUUAUUAUGAUCAAGCAGCAUUAACAAUGGAUUCAUCAAAGUUAAUCCAAUCACUACGUUUAUGUGGAUUUAAUCAUAUACUUGAACAAUAUUUACAUCAAAUAUCGCCAGUUUCUGAUCAAAUAUAUUAUCGUAUUCAAUUAACAUCAUUACUAAGUGGGAAAAAUAAACUAACACAAUGGAAGACAAAUGAUGAAAAACGAUCAAAUUGUAUUCGAGAGAAUAUUUUAUCGAUAAUACAACGGCAAAUGCAAGUUCCAUCAUCAUCAGUGCCACAAUUAAUUGACCAUAAUCUUUGGUCAAAUGUUUCAGAUUUACGUGAGUGUUCUUUGAUUAAUAUUAUUGAUGAUAUGACAAUGCAUUACAAAAAUCCUGAAAUAUUAUCAAAAAUUUGGUUCAAUCAAGUUCACAACCAAAUUAAAGAGGAUAUGUUUGAUGAGAACGAUGAAAUUUUAUUGACACGAGUAGCUACGACCCAUAAAUUAUUAUUACACAAUAUUAACGAAGACACAGAACAUCGAACUAUUAAACAAACAAUUUUGGCAGAUCUUGUUACUAAUUUAUGUCAGAAUGCAUUGGAUUCAAAAAAACUUCAAUUAUGUGACCGAUAUUUAAGUGAUCUAUCUCCUUUAAUUGAUCCAUCAUAUUCUCACGAAUUAUCUUUUCUACGUGCUAAAGUUCUUGUUCUUCGUCAACAAGAUACCGCAGGUGAGUAUCUUCGGCAGUUAAUUGAUUCUCCCUUACCUGAUUCAAUACAUAUUCGCUGUCGUUUACUAUUGUGCGAUUGGCUUAAUGAAACUCGAUGUGAAACAUCAACAACAAUAAAACAGCAACUGGAUUUAAUAUCUAAUUCAAUAAAAAAUCUAGAUACAUCAUCUCUACCACUUAUAUUUGAAUCCUAUUUAGCAAUGGCACAUUUUAGUGAUAAUGAAUAUCAACGUUUAAAUCAAUUAUUUCAUUCGCCAACAUUUGAAAAUAAACGUUCAUUAAUAACACGUAAUCAAAUUGAAUAUAAUAAACAAGAAAAAUUAGAUCCAUUGGGACGUUAUACAAAAGUUCUAAAACGUAGUUUAGAUAUGGACAAAAAAGAGAUUGAUGAACAAAAAAAAUUACAAUACAGUUAUUUAAUUUCAACAUUGAGCAAUUAUUUAAUAUGUUUAAAAUUGUUUUCUAAUUUAUCCAAACAACAACAGGCAAAUCAAAUAGUACCAACGGAUAUUAUAAAAAAGAAUUCUGUGCCAGAAAUAAUGAUUACAUCAAAAUGUCUUUCGUAUUGGUUUACAAAUUCAAAUAAUGAAGAUGUUAAUAAAACAUUAAAAAAAAAUCUUUUACACAUUCCAACAUACUUUUUUCUACCAUUUGUUUAUCAAAUGGCAGCAAGAAUGGCAUUGACAAAUGAAAAAGUAUCAUUACUAUUUCAUUCGGUUCUUUUGGAAUAUUUAUCACGAUGUAUUAUUGAUCAUCCACAUCAUGUGUUACCUGUUAUUUUUGCUCUGGCAAACGCUCAUAAAGAUGCACAUAUUAGUCAACAAUCACAAGCAACAUCAUCGGGUACAGUCAAAAAGAGCAAUACUAUUGGACUUAUACAAUUAAAUAACGAAAGUAAUAAUGAUGUUCGUUCACGUGCUGCUCAAUAUUUAUUAGAUGAAUGUGCAAAAGUUAAACCACUACUUGUUGAUCAAAUGAGAAAAUUAAAUGAUGCUUAUAUUGAAGCAGCCUAUUGGGAUGUAACACCAACUAAAACUGAUCAACAAGGAAAAGAUAAUAAUGGAAAAAAUCCAACGUUUCCAAAGCAACUUCGGCUUAUGCAUAUUAAAGAUUUUCAUGAAGUUGCUGUACCUACAAUAACAAUACCUAUUGCUAUUGAUGGUAUUUAUAAAAAUAUCGAAACUGUUAAAAGUUUUAAUGCAGAAUAUGCAAUGGUCGGCGGCGUUAAUGCGCCAAAGAAGAUUUUAUGCCAUAGUUCAACUGGUCGUCAAUUGUCACAGUUACUUAAAGGAAAAGAUGAUUUACGACAAGAUGCUGUUAUGCAACAAUUAUUUACUGUUGUAAAUCGACUGUUAGAUAAAGAUGAUCUUACAUGUCAUCGAUCACUUAAUAUUCGAACAUACAAAGUUGUUCCAUUAACACAAAAGAGUGGAGUAUUAGAAUGGUGUGAUGGUACAAUAACAUUUGGAGAUUAUUUAACAAAAAUCUCUGACGGCGCACAUUCACGUUAUCAUUCAGAUGAUUGGACAGCUAUGGAUUGUCGACGACAUAUUCAUAAAGCUACGAAUGCUGGCAAAGAUGAACGGAAACGUGCUUUUAUUCAAGCAUGUUCAAAACUAAAACCAGUAUUUCGAUACUUUUUUUACGAAUAUUAUAAUAAACCAAGUGUAUGGCAUAGAAAAAAACAAGCUUAUGCUAAAAGUGUAGCAUCAUCAUCGAUUGUUGGUUAUAUUGUGGGACUUGGUGAUCGUCAUGUACAAAAUAUUCUAAUUGAUACGCAAACAGCUGAAUUUAUUCAUAUUGAUUUAGGUGUUGCUUUUGAUCAAGGAAAAAUGUUACCGAUUCCUGAAACUAUUCCAUUUAGACUAACACGUGAUGUAAUUGAUGGUCUUGGUAUAUGCGGUACACAGGGUCUUUUUAAAAAGAGUUGUGAAAUAACACUGGAAUUAAUGCGUCGAUAUGCAGAUACGUUAAUCACAAUUAUUGAAGUAUUUCUUUAUGAUCCUCUUUAUCAAUGGCAAUUAUCACCACAAAAAGCAUUACAACUUCAGCAGCAGUUUGAUAAAACUAAUGAUUCUGUUGCGUCAUCAUCGAGUCGAGCUUCUGGGAAAACCAGUAUGCAACCAGCAUCAUCAUCCACAUCUUCUAGUAUUGUCGGUGAAUCAGUAACAACAGAUACAAAUAAAAUGGCUGAACGACUUUUAUUAGGUCUUCGACAAAAGUUGCAAGGUGUUGAACGCCUAAAUCAAAUGACAAUUAAGGCACAUGUUAAUAUGUUAAUACAAGAAGCGACAAGCAUAGAUAAUUUAUCUCAAUUAUUUGCUGGUUGGCAACCUUACUUGUAA
This is a messenger RNA of Rotaria socialis, 4299 nucleotides long. Lineage: Eukaryota; Metazoa; Rotifera; Eurotatoria; Philodinida; Philodinidae. The record is from the annotation of a GenBank genome assembly.